GCUAUUACUGCAUAUGAUGUAGGUUUAGUUUUCCAAGUUCUUCCGUGGCCCUUUUUGCUUAUUAUAUCAAUCCUUGGUGGGAGAUAGAGGAAGCAUUUUUAGUGCUAUUUUACAACUGAGGAAAUAGAGGUUUGAAGAGAACUCAGGAACUCUCAGGGUUACCCAGCAUUGUGAGUGACAGAGCCUGGAUCUGAACCAGAGCAGGCUCAUAUGAAUCAACCAACUGGGUGAAAAGAUAAGUUGCAAUCUGAGAUUUAAGACUUGAUCAGAUACCAUCUGGUGGAGGGUACCAACCAGCCUGUCUGCUCAUUUUCCUUCAGGCUGAUCCCAUAAUGCAUCCUCAAGUGGUCAUCUUAAGCCUCAUCCUACAUCUGGCAGAUUCUGUAGCUGGUUCUGUAAAGGUUGGUGGAGAGGCAGGUCCAUCUGUCACACUACCCUGCCACUACAGUGGAGCUGUCACAUCCAUGUGCUGGAAUAGAGGCUCAUGUUCUCUAUUCACAUGCCAAAAUGGCAUUGUCUGGACCAAUGGAACCCACGUCACCUAUCGGAAGGACACACGCUAUAAGCUAUUGGGGGACCUUUCAAGAAGGGAUGUCUCUUUGACCAUAGAAAAUACAGCUGUGUCUGACAGUGGCGUAUAUUGUUGCCGUGUUGAGCACCGUGGGUGGUUCAAUGACAUGAAAAUCACCGUAUCAUUGGAGAUUGUGCCACCCAAGGUCACGACUACUCCAAUUGUCACAACUGUUCCAACCGUCACGACUGUUCGAACGAGCACCACUGUUCCAACGACAACGACUGUUCCAAUGACGACUGUUCCAACGACAACUGUUCCAACAACAAUGAGCAUUCCAACGACAACGACUGUUCUGACGACAAUGACUGUUUCAACGACAACGAGCGUUCCAACGACAACGAGCAUUCCAACAACAACAAGUGUUCCAGUGACAACAACUGUCUCUACCUUUGUUCCUCCAAUGCCUUUGCCCAGGCAGAACCAUGAACCAGUAGCCACUUCACCAUCUUCACCUCAGCCAGCAGAAACCCACCCUACGACACUGCAGGGAGCAAUAAGGAGAGAACCCACCAGCUCACCAUUGUACUCUUACACAACAGAUGGGAAUGACACCGUGACAGAGUCUUCAGAUGGCCUUUGGAAUAACAAUCAAACUCAACUGUUCCUAGAACAUAGUCUACUGACGGCCAAUACCACUAAAGGAAUCUAUGCUGGAGUCUGUAUUUCUGUCUUGGUGCUUCUUGCUCUUUUGGGUGUCAUCAUUGCCAAAAAGUAUUUCUUCAAAAAGGAGGUUCAACAACUAAGUGUUUCAUUUAGCAGCCUUCAAAUUAAAGCUUUGCAAAAUGCAGUUGAAAAGGAAGUCCAAGCAGAAGACAAUAUCUACAUUGAGAAUAGUCUUUAUGCCACGGACUAAGACCCAGUGGUGCUCUUUGAGAGUUUACGCCCAUGAGUGCAGAAGACUGAACAGACAUCAGCACAUCAGACGUCUUUUAGACCCCAAGACAAUUUUUCUGUUUCAGUUUCAUCUGGCAUUCCAACAUGUCAGUGAUACUGGGUAGAGUAACUCUCUCACUCCAAACUGUGUAUAGUCAACCUCAUCAUUAAUGUAGUCCUAAUUUUUUAUGCUAAAACUGGCUCAAUCCUUCUGAUCAUUGCAGUUUUCUCUCAAAUAUGAACACUUUAUAAUUGUAUGUUCUUUUUAGACCCCAUAAAUCCUGUAUACAUCAAAGAGAA
Messenger RNA from Homo sapiens (human), 1747 nucleotides. RefSeq names its product hepatitis A virus cellular receptor 1 (gene HAVCR1). Bases 333 to 1427 code for a protein of 364 amino acids. The transcript is spliced from 9 exons. NCBI's taxonomy places the organism in Eukaryota, Metazoa, Chordata, Mammalia, Primates, Hominidae. Gene Ontology annotation, biological process: symbiont entry into host cell. Gene Ontology annotation, cellular component: phagocytic cup; phagocytic vesicle; plasma membrane. The record is from RefSeq and is a predicted model, not a curated record.